Messenger RNA from Synchiropus splendidus (mandarinfish), 769 nucleotides. RefSeq names its product cyclin-dependent kinase 2-associated protein 1. Gene Ontology annotation, cellular component: cytoplasm; nucleus. The transcript has 4 exons. Bases 274 to 582 code for a protein of 102 amino acids. The record is from RefSeq and is a predicted model, not a curated record. Lineage: Eukaryota; Metazoa; Chordata; Actinopteri; Syngnathiformes; Callionymidae.
GACAGACCGGUGGAAGCGACAAUUUUCAUUUAAAAAAAAAAAAAAUCCAGGCUAUGACGCGACAUGACGUCACGCGUCUUCAAACGUGUUUCACAGACUAUCCUGACCGUGACAAAGAGAAGCGUGUCGGUCACGAGUGUCGCAAAGGCUCCGAGUUGGGACCGCGAUGGAGACAGCGGGGUCACGUUCGGCUUCGGUGUCGGGACAGUGACGUGUGAAUCCUGAGGCAGACGAAAGCGCCAGUCAGACGGAUCUGGGCUCUGGAGGUUCGUGAUGUCCCUGGGAACUUCCUUCCAACCGAAUCUGCAGCAGCUGGUUCCGGGAGCACCAGGAGACCCGGGUGGCGUCCUCUCCUUCUCCCUGCAGUCGUGUCGCCCCCUACUGAGUGACUACGGACCUCCAUCCCUGGGUUUCUCCCUGGUCUCCCUGGCCAGUCAGGUGCCUGAGAACAAGUACUCAGAGCUGCUGUCCAUCAUCGAGGAGCUCGGGAAGGAGAUCAGGCCGACUUACGCCGGGAGCAAAAGUGCGAUGGAGCGACUCAAACGAGGUCGGAAUCUUGCACGCCCGCGGCCUGGUGCGUGAAUGUUUGGCAGAGACGGAGAGGAACGCUCGCUCCUAGCCAGGCCCCUCCCACUUUUCACCUGACCCCACCUGCUUUCCUGUACGUGAAGGGAGGGGCUCGCCAGAGAUUGACUGCUGGUUGUUUUGGUACAUGGACGUCUUUGUAUCUUUUUGUUACUGCGCCCAAUAAAGUGUAUUUUCAACAGUU